Molecule: messenger RNA, 3606 nt
Organism: Camellia sinensis
Lineage: Eukaryota; Viridiplantae; Streptophyta; Magnoliopsida; Ericales; Theaceae
Source: RefSeq, a predicted model, not a curated record
UCCCAAAUUAAAAACUUAUACACUGUUUAGUCCCAAAUGUUUUCUUGUAAACUGAAUAGUCCCAUUGUAAGGGAAUUGACCAUUGAGGGCAUAUAUAUUGUGCUCGUGAGUGGUAAGACUAAUGGGCAAGGUUGGUAAUUUAGUAAUGUGAAAUUACGGAAAAAGGGCAGCAGUUUCUAAUGUUGUUGCAUUAGUAGUUCUUUAUUCGGCGGUGUUGAGGUUUGGUUUGCAGGAAAGAUUUGGGGUUUUGAGAAAGAAAUCUACAUCCGAAAUCGGAAAGGCGAAUCUGUUUGGGGCGAGGUAACACUACAUUACGGAGACCCUAAUAUUAAUUAAAUUGUCAACGUUGUGGUGGUGACGUUCAGCGGGAAGACAUUGGGGUUGAAGCGAAAAGGCGUCCUACCCUUCGAUAUCAGAUUGCGUUUGCGAUAAGGUUUACUGCAGAUUGGAAGGCGGUGUUACAUGAGGACACGUCUGAGAAUGACAGCAAGGAGUGGAGGGGUGAUUUUGAGGUAGUCGCUGCGGGAAAAAAGUGUUGGUGUGGCACGUGACGUUGGCGAUUCUGAUUUCGCAUCAAAACCGAUUGUUGUGAAAAGACAGGGGAAGAUACCAUUCAAGGGAAAAAAAUAGAAUGUCCAUGUAAUGAAGAAAAUGGUAGUUGACACCGCGCGUCUGGCGUAUCGUUCUAAUAUAAACGAGAUUAUCAAAACCAUGUUAGAAAUGAAUUUGAGAGAAGCCCAUGAACGACAACUGUGAAGAACACCAUUUUGGGCAAUGAUUAAUUCCAUCCGCAAACACAACUUGUCGCCGAAUGCAUAUAAGAAAUGCGAUAAGACAAUGUUCCGAAUACUACAGACAUACAAUCCUGAGGAUGAAAAAUUCUACAUUGGGGGGAAAGGAGUUCCAUUGCGUCGAAGCGAUAUCCGGCUUGUUUUUGGCAUUCAGUGCGGCGUGGACCAACUUGAUUUAGCUCAUAGGUCGAGGCCACCGUCUGAUUUUAUUCAGCGUCGCUGCGACAUUGUAGGGAGGAUAUUGUGCAAAAAAAUUAAAGAACUAUUAGAUUAUGCAUUACAGGGAAAUAGUCGUAAUGACGAGGAAGACGUCGCGAAGCUGCUGUCGUUAUAUAUAUGUGCGAAGCUAUUUUUUACAACGACCGGAGAGUCUAUCGGAUGGGCGUUUGUCCGAGUUAUAGACAAACUAAGUACGAUACAAUUGUAUGAUUGGGCUGCUGCAAUACGUGCCGCGUUAAUUGCGUCACUGAACGAGUUUCAUAAUCGGCCGAAAAGGUUUUUUAUUUGUGAGUACACCAACAUCAUCGAGCCGGAACGACACAGUGUGCUGCCACGAUUCUGCAGAUGGAACAUUACAAGUUUGACAACCAAAACGGAAGGGGUUGACUUGAUGCGCAGAAGACAAUUUGAGGUAAGGUACGGUAAACUGGAGGUGACAAUUCUUGAACGGUACAAAGUAGGUACGACAUUGGUCAGUGGUGAAUGUAUGAGGACAGAAGGGAAAGUGCUUGACGUACAGCCAUUGUCGAUGAAUAUUGGUGUGCCACGUAAAGAUGUUCGUGAUGAUGUUGUAAAGGCAAGUUUUAACUAUUGGCAAGUGAACUCAUCUGCAGGGGUCCAUGUUCAGAAAGGCGGAAUGACUGACAAGGCAGACACAGACGAUGGAGGCAGUAAGUUUGUUACAAAGCGUGGAUUAGGCGCGGUUGUAAGAGAUGAAUGGUGGCCAGUAUUGUUCCCAAAUCUGCUGGAUUUGUCAACCAUGCAACCAGCUAAGGAUGCAAAUCCGGAAGCAGUCAGUGGUAGCAAUAAAAUAAGUGAAGCGCGUGACAGAGUAGCAGAGUUGGAGGAAGAAUUGAGGUAGAAAGUUGAACGUGUGCGUGAACUUGAAUGUAAGGUUACGAGCAUGGAGCGCGCACUUGGUUCACAAGUUACAAAUUUAUGUAUGGGGUUCGAUACUGUCAUAAGUUUGAAGGAUGCUGAAAUUGCACGUUUGAAUGCCCUCCUGUCGGAGAUGAAAACAACAAUAACACGGUUGGAGGACCAGGUUGACGAGUACAAGGCGCAUGAGGUAACGCAACUGGCUAGGAACACAACUAAAAUUCAGGGCACAUCAUCAGACCGACGGGGUGGGUGUGAGUUCACUGCGCAGUGUUAUAAUGAAAACAGGACGGAUAGUCCGGUGAGUAACGCCUCCAAUGUCGUGGGUAACAGUUGUGAAUUGGACGAAGCAUGUAAUGUCGAUGUCGAUGUAGGUAAUACCAUUGUUGGUGGGGACGAUGUGAUGGUGGGGGAAAUGAUGGUGUUGUAAAUCAGGGGUCAACGUUACGUGCUGGGGUAUGGAGUCCAACGAAGGAAAAAGUUAAAUGCAAUUCUGAUGGCACAAGUAACGCAGCCGAAGCAGCAAACAAUUCGAACAUUAACCAUGUUCUUGACAGGCCAGGAAGCGGUGUGGUGGACAGGGUAAUAAACUUUGUGAAUAUUGAGGAACCAAACAUCACAUCGUUGGUGCGGGGUGUGAAAAGCAAAGCUAGGCAGGAGUAGAGGUUACAAGAUUACGAGUAUCUUGGGUUGGUGAAGCAUUGCAAGCAAUCAAAGAAUGAGGGCAAUAUAGGCAACAACACAAUUGAGGAUGUAAUUAACAUUAAAGACGACGAAGGAGGGCGUAAAACAUGGGCUGGAUUUGGAAUGAAAAAUUGGUAUCUAGUUUGGAAAUUGUUGGCUGAAGAUGAACAGAAAUUGUUGCAGGUGGUGUGCACAUUUGAAGGGGAUGGAGCUAUGAUAUGGAGUGUAGCUGAUUAUGGUGUGCACGUUAAUUUCAAAGACAUCCAGUCGCUUGUGCAUGGGGGGCGACUGCCGGGAAUGAUAUGAUGAGGAACCCAAGCAUGACGUCUAAGGACCGUUACCUGAACGUGCACGUGAAUGCUGCAUCUGGGUGCAGAUACGUCCAUUACCCUAUAUACCAUGCGAAUCAUUGGACGACCAUGGUGUACGAUUCAGACUCGGGGACAUGGACACACUACAAUUCAAUCAAAACGCGUAGAGGCAGCCGAGAUGAUCAUUUUACUGAAAGUGAAAUAGUGGGUCGUCGAUUACACAAAACGGGUACGAGAAAAAGUGCAAUCGGUUGUCGAUGUGACAUUAGAGAAUAUCGACCGACCGUUGGAGGCUUUGGGUGAUUGUCCUCAACAACACCCGGAAUCACCGGACUGUGCGAUUAUGGUAUGCUUUAUCAUGCAGCAGUACGCAAACAACGUGGAGGUUGAAGGUUCAAUGGAUGUGAUGACAGCCAGUGCGUUUAGAGCAGAAAUGGUUAAGGCAUUCAUCAAUGAUCCACAGAGAGGGCUCCGAAAUCGGCCUCUGCCCUGACUGAUUUGGUGGAAAUGCAUAAAUUAGUUGAAGUUUUUGUUUUUGUUUUUUUGUUGACCAUGGAACUGUUUUGAUUAUGUGGUACUGAUUUUUGAAUGGUCCAGUAGCUAUGUGACUGUUAUUGGAGAAAAACAAAAAAUACCGUACAACAACAUUGGAAAAACAGUGGCCAAACCUUAAUGGUUUUUUUUGGGUAGGGUUGAUAAUGAUUAUUAAUUUUGGUAUGUGU